AUGGCAAGAAUAGAAAAAGUGGUCAAGAUCUCAGAACAAGAGCUAGACCGAUUAAAGCAAAAUAGGAAUGAAGUGGCAGAGAUACCAAGGAAGUGCUUGGAGGAGAAGGCGAAAGCUUUGGCCAACCAAGGAGAAUGGGCAACAUUCAUCAACGUAUUAGCUCUGCUAGUGUUUGGGACAGUACUAUUCCCGAAUGUAGACGGGUUGGUGGAUCUAGUGGCGAUCGACGCCUUUCUUGCUUAUCACCACAGCAAGGAAAGCCCGAUCAUUGCUGUUUUGGCAGAUACAUGUGAUAUAUUCGACUUGAGAUGUGAGAAGAGCAAUGCAAGAAUUGUCUGUUGUACACCUGCUCUUUAUGUAUGGUUUGUAUCCCAUGUUUUUUAUCAUGAGGGUAGAUCAGUCUGUCUCCUACAAGGUCAUCUCAUGUGCUCCGAAGAGGGUAAAGAAAAUUGGGAAGAACUCUUGGUAGGCAUGACGGGAGUGUCCAUUAGUUGGUUCCCACGGUGGAAAGAAGGAGAGCCAGGAGUGUUAUGCUCAUGCUAUCCUAUGAGAGGUGAGUCGUCGGAGAAAAUCAUCACGCCUUUCAUCGAGCGAGGUUUCAAUGAAGCUAAUGCGAAGAUACUUCACAAAAUCUGUAAAGCGUGGAAUAGAGUGGGAAGAAAAGAUAAGGAGCUUAGGGGAGGUAGCAAUGGCGUCAUCAGUGACUAUCACAAGUGGUUGAAGUCUAGAAUGCAAGGGAUAGCCUGGCUCCCAAAGCUGAGAAGUCUAAGUAGGAAAGAGGCUGAAAUUCUUGUGGAAAGUGAAGAAGUGCAAGCUUUGAAAGCAGAGCUCGAAAGAACAAGAUUGGUGAAAGAGAAUCUUAAGACGGUAGUCACUAGGGUCAGAAAAGAGUGUGAUGAGCUGAAAGAUAUCAACAUGACCACGGUUGAAGCAUUAGAGUGGGAAACAAAAAGGGCCCGAAAGGAAGAAUGGAGUAGGAACAAGUUUUGA
Molecule: messenger RNA, 990 nt
Organism: Glycine soja
Lineage: Eukaryota; Viridiplantae; Streptophyta; Magnoliopsida; Fabales; Fabaceae
Exons: 2
Coding region: 1-990 (329 amino acids)
Source: RefSeq, a predicted model, not a curated record